Phyllostomus discolor (pale spear-nosed bat) is the source of this 1703-nucleotide messenger RNA. RefSeq names its product GDNF family receptor alpha 4 (gene GFRA4). NCBI's taxonomy places the organism in Eukaryota, Metazoa, Chordata, Mammalia, Chiroptera, Phyllostomidae. The transcript has 7 exons. Gene Ontology annotation, cellular component: signaling receptor complex; external side of plasma membrane. Gene Ontology annotation, biological process: nervous system development. Bases 1 to 873 code for a protein of 290 amino acids. The record is from RefSeq and is a predicted model, not a curated record. Gene Ontology annotation, molecular function: glial cell-derived neurotrophic factor receptor activity.
AUGAUCCUGGUGGAGAAAGACAGAGUGGAGGGCACUGAAGCCACCGGGAGCGGAGCGAGGGUUGAAGUGGGCAGAACAGAGAACCGCAGUCUGCCCGCCCCUCCGCCAGGGUCUCCGAGCUCGGACGCACGGAACCGAUGCGUGGUCGCGGCCGAGGCGUGUACCGCAGACGCACAGUGUCAGCAGCUGCGCACCGAGUACGUGGCGCAGUGCCUGGGUCGGACCGCGUCCGGGGGUUGCCCCCGUGCCCGAUGCCACCGCGCCCUGCGCCGUUUCUUCGCCCACGGAUCGCCCGCGCUCACCCACGCACUACUCUUUUGCCCGUGCUUUGAUCCCGUGUGCGCCGAGCGCCGGCGCCAGACCUUCGUGCCCGCCUGCGCCUUCUCCGGGCCCGGCCCAGUGCAGCCCUCCUGCCUGGUGCCCUUAGACGCCUGCGAGCACAGCAGGGUCUGCAGGCCCCGCCUUCUGGCUUUCCAGGCCUCCUGCACCCGGGUCCCCAGCGUCCCCGACGGCUGCCCACUAGAUCAGGCCUCCCGCUGCUUGCGCGCCUACGCCGGCCUCGUGGGCACCGUUGUCACCCCCAACUACGUGGACAACGCCAGCGCCCGCGUGGCGCCCUGGUGCAACUGUGGAGCCAGCGGAAACCGGCGGGAGGAGUGCGAAGCUUUCCGGGCGCUCUUUACCAGGAACCACUGCUUGGAUGGUGCCAUACAGGCCUUUGACAGCUGGCGGCCCCCAGUCAUGCAGGACCAUCAAGACCCCCGCCAGGACCUUGAGCACAGCUUCCUGGAGGUGUCCUUGGCAGUUGGGCCCCUAAAGGGGUGCUUCCUGCUCUCCACGCUCCCUGUCCUGGCUCUCCAGCCUCUGCUCUGACGAGGACAGCAGAUCUUGACAGCACAGCCAACUCUCCCACCCUGCCUGGAGUACAUGGACACCUCCGUGGCCUGCUGCCCCAGUGAAAAGGGACUGGUUGGCCUCUCAAGCUGGCUCCCGUGCUCUUGACCUUUGCAGGUCUGGACACCCUGUGUGCCCGUUCCCUGGAGUGAGGCGUAUAGGCUAUAGGCCUGAUUGCAAAGCCCAUGGUUUUCCUUCCAGUAGGUUUCUUGGUUGUAGAUCUCUCUCUCCACAGACCUUGGAACAGUUGGGCUCUCCCACAGGGUAGGCAUGGAAGGGGGUCACCUGUGUAGCUGAGGCCUCACCAGGGCUCCAGAUAACCUAGAGAAGGUCAGAGACCAUCCAGACUCUCAGAAUCAUACAUUUUAUCAGCCUUCCAACCAGAUCAUGCCUUAAGGAGUACAUCUGAACAAACUUGUAGGCAACCCCCCCUCUAACACCACAGCCUUUCAUGGCACCCUCCCAGUUAGGCAGCACCCGUGAUGAUAAUCACCUGUGCCCCAUGACAAGUGUUGGCAGAGUGCUUUCCAUCCACGAUAUGUUGCUUGGUGGGUACCACCUGGAGUUGGUGAGAAUCCAGUCCCCUGCAUUGUACUGGUCAUAUGGCCACCUUUCCCAUGGUUUCACCCAGCACUAGGAAUGGCCUCCACAGCUCAAUAAACCCAUGUACACUGACACUGGCCUUGCUCUCAUGUGAUCUGUGUCCUGGGACCCAUGGUUAGCCACAGGGUGUGUUUUUGUUGGCCUGUGUGACUUCAGAUGGCCUCGGAACCUUUCUGGGCUCUGUCUCCUCACCUACAGAUGCCAAA